AUGGCCUCCGUCUUAGAUGAGAAAAGUCUAGACGAGGCAUUUCAAGGCCGGCCGGACCUACAGAGUGCUAUUCGCCUUGCUGCAGUGGGCGAUAAUUACAUAGAAUUAUUCAACCAGAUCUCCCUACAUGUCUGCAGCCUCACCCCGCCAUCGUCAGAACCUGCAUCCAAAAAACGACGUCUAGAUGAAGGAAUUGCCUCCCGACCAGCUGCGAAUGGCACAGCGAAUGGCACAGCUGUGGCAAGCAGCAAAGACCCCGUUCUCCUCGAAAUCAAAGAAAUUUCUGUCGUGAUACCCCAGCGCAAGAAAUAUACUCUCUGCAUGACAUCCUCCCACCUCUACGCCCGACUCCCGGACUCCCAAGAACCCGUCGCUAGCAUAAGCUAUGCGUGGAAAGACAUCGAAUACAUAUUCUGCCUCCCUGUCCCCGAAAAGACUCAAAAACAAUACAACUACGUCAUAUUUCCCCGUAACUCCAACAUCGCACCGUCGAAACCCUCUCCCGAUUCCCCAUCUAUCCCCGAGCCUCUCGUCUUCACAAUCCCCGAUAGCGUCCCUAAACCAGGCACAAUCGGUGGCCUGGAAGCCUCCUCCGCAGCGGCCGUAUCAGACGACUACAAAACGCUCUUUGACUGGGCUCUCUCCUCUCGAUUAAAAGCAGCAGGGAAGGCAAAUCUUAAAAUUGUGCAAGCAGAUCAGAAGCUCUUCGCUUCUGAGCAACGACAACCACAUCGUCCAAACGAGAAAGCCGUUUUCGUGAAAGCUUUCCGGGGGUCUAAGGAUGGAUAUUUAUUCUUCCUGCCAAAUGGCAUAUUAUGGGCGUUUAAAAAGCCGCUGCUGUUUUUACCGCAUGAGAGGAUUUCAGCAGUGAGUUACACGAGUGUCCUGCAAAGGACGUUUAAUCUCAGUAUCGAGGUGGAUAUGAGUUCUAAAUCUGAAGGCGGCGAAGUCGAGGAGAGUGUGGAAGAAUUCGAGUUCAGUAUGCUAGAUCAGGAAGAUUUUGGGGGCAUUGACGGUUUUGUGAAACGUCAUGGGCUGCAGGAUAAGAGUAUGGCGGAGCAGCGAAAGGCCAAGAGGUUGAACGUUAAUGUGGUGAAGGAUGAAGAGGGGAAUGUGGUAGGGAAUGUUGAAGCUGGGGAGUUAGAAAGGGCGGCUGCGGAGGCCGAGCAGACAGCGAUGGAUGAGGAGGAUGAAGAAGAGGAGGAUUAUGAUCCUGGGAGCGAGGGUGAGAGCGAGGGUUCUGGCACGAGCAGCGAGGAGGAAGACGAUGGUGAGGGGGCCGGCGAGGAAGGUGAAGACGACGAGGACGAUGAGGAGGAGGAGCUGUAA
Molecule: messenger RNA, 1329 nt
Organism: Venustampulla echinocandica
Lineage: Eukaryota; Fungi; Ascomycota; Leotiomycetes; Helotiales; Pleuroascaceae
Product: PH protein
Exons: 3
Coding region: 1-1329 (442 amino acids)
Molecular function (GO): histone binding; nucleosome binding
Source: RefSeq, a predicted model, not a curated record